Sphenostylis stenocarpa is the source of this 385-nucleotide messenger RNA. The record is from the annotation of a GenBank genome assembly. Lineage: Eukaryota; Viridiplantae; Streptophyta; Magnoliopsida; Fabales; Fabaceae.
AUGGAAGGAGGUGGAGGAACGCUGUCGGAGAUUCACCAAUCCGCAAAGAAGCUUCUGCUUAGGACUCGAGACGGCCUAGAACGUCUCGAGCGCCUCGAGUACUCUGCCACCGCCGGCACCGGCGCCGACACGGAGCUGUCGUUCGCCGUGAUGAAGGACAUAACUCAAAUCCAAUCCCUCUGCGUCGAGAUGGACCGUCUCUGGCGAUCUGUCGCUGCAAAACCACAACGAGAUCUCUGGAAAAGUCCGGAAUUGAGGCUAUUGAAUUGUGGAAGAAUGAUGAAUUUCAUAUCUCUGUUUCUGAUGGGUCUCUAUAAUGCCAACCUAAUCCGUAGCGUCUCCAUAAUGCCAACCGGAUCUGUACGGAAAAAUGUUGACUUGAUCC